Molecule: messenger RNA, 1549 nt
Organism: Bemisia tabaci
Lineage: Eukaryota; Metazoa; Arthropoda; Insecta; Hemiptera; Aleyrodidae
Source: RefSeq, a predicted model, not a curated record
AUUUCAACUUCACAUUUCGCUCAGUCCUAGUAGUGAGCUGUAUAAAAACAGCUGUGCUUUUCUUCUAGUUCAGUUAACCCAAACAGUGCCGAGAGCGUUCGUGAGUGCUCCAGACGCAAACAUGUUUGCGAAGGAGAUUUUAAUUUUCACGCUCGUGGGUUUCGUGUUCUCACAGCCUGAUCCGCCUGUGGAAGACCCAACGGUCCCACCAUCAACCAAUGGCAUCGCUCGGCUGGCGUCUAGCUCGCUGAAGGGGGUGGGCACCCUGCUGAACAGCGGGGCGCACGCGACGGCCUCCGGGGUGGAACUGACGACCAACUCGAUGGCGAACGGGGUGAAGACGCUGGGCGGCGCCGCUGACCUGGCCAACAAUGUCCAGCAGAUGAAGUUCGACGCCUUGCGGCAAGCCCGCCACGCGGCCGGUCGCUUCGGGGCGUCUCUCGCGGACCUAAGCAUGGGCGCCCUCACCGGGAUCUUGCGCAGGGGCGCUGAGGCCGUUGAUGCUACCAGGCGUGCUACUGAAUUCGUUCUCGGUGAAUCGGAUAAGGUCCAUGGUGCUAGCAAGAGGGUCGCCAAGUCCCUCGUGUCCAAUACGUCCGGCAGUUUUGUGAAUGUCCUCAACGGGGUUGGCAAUGUCGUCGAUAAGGGUGGAGAAGUCCGCGAAGAGGUUGCCGAUACUGCAGGCGCUAUCCAUGAUGCCAGUACCGAUUUGGUGAAAGAAGGGGUGCGAACUUGGAAAGACCUUGGUCUGUCGUCCAUAGGAAGCAUUAAAGCGGGCAUGCAGGAGGCAAGAAAAAGGGCCAGAGGAGGACAACUCCCAGAUGCAACCACCCAAAACCAGAUGCCCCAGACCCAGAGUCCAUCAGCGCCAACACCAGUGAAAGAGGAGCCGAAAAAACCAGCCGAGGAAACCAAACCGAAACCAGGAAGUUGGUUUGGAUGGUGAACUAGAUAUUCUAGUUUGAUCAAGUCGUUUUUUCGAAAUCUGUUCGGGAGUUUUUAAAACGUGCGGCGCUUUUUUUCUGCUUCGUCUCACGGGCAAUUAAUUGUUUUCAAGCAUGACGGGGGAGGGGGCAACAUAAUUAAAAGCAGUUUUCUAUUCAAUUGAGAUAAAAUAAAAAUGUUAAAUUUGUUCCUCUUCUUUGAUCGAAUAAAUAGAAUAUAUUCACAUUUUUUGGUUAACUGUAACAUUAUUGUAUAUGUAAGGUAGACAAUCGUUUUGCCAAGUUUAACUGAGUCACACCAACAAUCCUCGCAUUUUGGGAAAGAAAAUGAGUUUGGAGUACUUUUGAAUUCUAGUCGUGCAUUAUGUCCCGUUAAAAAUUCAAAGUUAUAAAAAGUUGAGAGAGAAAAAAGUUUUUAAAAUUUGUCUUUCACGUUGAGUCCCAUGGCGGAAGAAAACUUCAAACAUAUUUUUAUCAGUGAAAACUUGAUCUGCAACUUGGUGUGUUUCUGUUAAACUCGGUCCAGUUGAUGUCUCAAAGGAAGUUCCUAAAAUGUAUAUAACUAUAAAUUUACUAAUGAAGUUACUGUACAAUGAUUUAUAAAU